ACGGGCUUACCGCUCUGAUAACAAAAACUUAAUCUUGUUGGAGCCAAUUUAUGUAAUUUUUGUUUCUCCAGUAGAUUCCCACCACUACGGAGCGGCUUCUCUACAUGGAACUCCUUGCCUCCAAUAAUCGGUUUCGAGCUUCCGCCUUGCUUCUCGUCUUGCUCUUCCAGGUUACUGGACGUGUAGCUGGAGAGUCAGGCUCGUACCCUUUGGUUGUAAGCACAUGGCCCUUUUUCGAGGCUGUUGAAAGGGCGUGGAGUGCUGUUAAUAAUGGCUCCUCAGCAGUUGAUGCUGUUGUAGAAGGAUGUUCUGCCUGUGAAGAACUGAGAUGUGAUGGCACAGUUGGACCAGGUGGAAGUCCGGAUGAAAAUGGAGAAACAACCAUUGAUGCCAUGGUUAUGGAUGGGGUGACUAUGGAAGUUGGAGCUGUAGCCGCCAUGAGGUAUAUCAAAGAUGGUAUAAAAGCUGCAAGAUUAGUGAUGAGACAUACCCAACACACUUUACUUGUUGGAGAGAAGGCCUCUGCUUUCUCCAUUUCAAUGGGCCUUCCCGGACCCGAAGAUCUUAGCUCAUCGGAGUCGAUCGAAAAGUGGAACAAAUGGAAAGAGAACAAUUGCCAACCUAAUUUUUGGAAAAAUGUUGUGCCUGUCAAUAGCUGUGGCCCUUACCACUCUAAUGACCUUAUGCUUGUUGCUGAGACAACAUGUUCAGGAGAUGAUCCAAUGAGAACUGUUGGAUUAAGGUCGAAUCAUUUUGGUCUUCACAGUCACGAUACCAUAUCGAUGGCAGUAAUCGAUAAGUUUGGGCACAUUGCUGUUGGAACAUCCACUAAUGGAGCCACCUUCAAGAUCCCAGGCAGGGUGGGUGAUGGACCUAUAGCAGGAUCUUCAGCAUAUGCAGAUAGUGAUAUCGGUGCAUGUGGAGCAACCGGGGAUGGCGACAUCAUGAUGCGUUUCCUCCCGUGCUAUCAAGUCGUCGAGAGUAUGCGACUGGGGAUGGAACCGAAGGACGCUGCGAAAGAUGCAAUAUCAAGGAUUGCAAGGAAGUUCCCUGACUUCAUUGGAGCUAUUUUUGCUGUUAACAAAAAUGGUACUCAUGCUGGUGCUUGCCAUGGAUGGACAUUCCAAUACUCGGUCCGAAGCCCAGAAAUGCAUCACGCCGAGGUUUUCACGGUACUUCCCUGAUGCUGCAAUUCUCUUUUCUUUCAACAUUGAGGUGCCUAUGAUGAUGAGUCUUAUGAAUGAAACAUAAGCACUGUAAGUAUUGUGUUGGGUCAUAAGUCAUAAGCAUUAGAGUUGAAGUUGAUAUUGAGACAUUACUUUGCUGUAAAGAUCGCUGACCGUUCAUGUGGAAAAUUGAUAGGAAGAUGAGCACUGAAGCAUUUAUUUCAA
Cucurbita moschata (crookneck pumpkin) is the source of this 1391-nucleotide messenger RNA. RefSeq names its product probable isoaspartyl peptidase/L-asparaginase 3. Bases 105 to 1184 code for a protein of 359 amino acids. The transcript has 7 exons. Lineage: Eukaryota; Viridiplantae; Streptophyta; Magnoliopsida; Cucurbitales; Cucurbitaceae. Gene Ontology annotation, biological process: protein deglycosylation. Gene Ontology annotation, molecular function: N4-(beta-N-acetylglucosaminyl)-L-asparaginase activity. The record is from RefSeq and is a predicted model, not a curated record.